AAGCAGUAGAUAAUAAUAAAAUAUAACAAAAAACAGCGCUGUGAUAUUAAUGACAGUCAGCUACUGUUUCGACAGCUUUCAUAAUUCACAAAUAUUUCUAAAUCAGGGCAUUCGGCCAUCAGAAUAAAUAUUUUUAGUAAAUAAUGAUAUAGCUAUACUAUAUCAGAAUGUCUCCGGACCAAAAUAAAAAUGCGUAAAUUCGUUAAUUUAAAUUGUUUAUUAGAGUCCAAUGAACCGCCUAUUUACCCUAUCGAUGCCAUCCAGAAUUUAAGAAAAGUAGUCUUCGCACCACUAUCACAAUACAGACCAAUCAUUGGAGAAGCAUUGCAAAGGACAAAUUUCAAGUACCACAGGAGUUGCAGCCUUUCCAGUUUAAUACGGGAAUGUGAGGCUUCAGAAGGCCAGACAUUGCUUAUAUUUUGGGGCAGUCGGAGGUCAGAUAGUAGAGUCACAAUCAAUAUGUCUGCAUCGAGCUGCUCGUCAUUGCAGGUACCGCCGAGUGUGCACAGUCACAGUAAUCAGCACGAAAAAGAUUUGCGGUCCACGGCACAGCAGACUGAUAUUAGCUGCAGACUGUCACCCGGCGUCGCUUCUCCUGUUAACGUUAUGGAAUUACAAGAACAACAACUGUUGCGCGAACGACUCGCCGGAUCGCUGACGUACUCAUCUCCCGCUUCCUCGCUGCUGCAGCCCCACCCACGCUCCAUGUCCAUCCUGGGAUCAGUUUGUGCUUUGCUUCUAAAAAAACAGGGUUCGAGCGGCAAGGAAGCGAUAAGCGCGUCCGGCAGCGUGCAUUCGGAGCACAUCUGCCGCAUCUGCUUUGGAGGCGAGUCGGCCGAGCGACUGGUGCGGCCGUGCUGCUGCCGCGGAACCAUCGCCGCCGUACACCGCUCCUGCCUUGAGCGCUGGUUGUUACAGGCGGCCACCUCCUAUUGCGAGCUCUGUCGUCACCACUACGUCGUCACCAGAAGUCACAAGUGGUCUUGGGCCCGGUCGGUGUGGGAGUGGGGCGUGUCGGGUCGCGGACGCGCCCUGGCAGCCGACGUGUGGCGUGGCGCGGCGUUGGGCGCGGCCUCCGUGCUGGGCACGGCGCGCGCGUUGCACGCUUGUGACGCCGCGCUGCAGGCCGGAGCCCGACGGGGCGGCGGUGCCGCACUCGCCGCCAACCUCUUCUCCUCGCUGCUCAUCGGCGUCAUUGUGUACGGUGUGGCAGGUGCGCUGAACGGCUUGCUGACGACGUGGAUGCUGCUGAAGAUCCAGGAACACCAGGCCUCGUGGCGCGCGUGGCGCGACAGUACCCUGCACGUGCACGUGUCCCUGGGCGAGCCGUCGGCGGCGCCCAGCGACAGCUCACUGGCCACCGUGGUGGGCACGGCCGACCGCGCCACAAACGUCGCGGACCCUUUUAUGGUCAAUUCUCCUUUCACUCUAUCCGAGCUCUGACCUUCGUGUUUGCCGUCGACCACAUCGUCUACUUGAUCACCCUCCUACAUCGUCCCUAAUCGGGGUUAGACUCGCCAUGUCUCAAUUUUUUAUCCUAUUCGUUGUGUUCACUUUAGCCUUAUUUCUGCUGUCGGCUCUCCUCUUGCUCGGUGGCGUAUCUCAGGGAUGUUGACAAAUAAAAUACGUUCCUAAAAUUGUUAAUCAUUUAAUCCUAUAAUAUAAAUUAAUAACAAUAAUCAAUUAAAUAAAGGCGAUUACAUCAAGCGUUUAUAUUAAUUAUGUCAGAUAAACAAUAACGUGUCGUUAAUUAUAUAAUAAGAAUCGGUCGAGGCCGGGGAUGCGGCUCUCUUAUGUGGAGUAAUAAGUUAAGAAGAUCCCGGCGCAUGACCUUGACAUCUCGAGUUAGACUUACGAACUAAUUAUUCAAUAUAAAAAUCACAUACAUCUUGAGAUUUAUUACAAUAAAUAGGAGGCCUUUGUCGAUAUUCCAAAACGAAAAGACCAUAAGAAGAGCUCGAGGCGUUUUCGUUUUCGACUAUCGCACAGCGAGACAGCGCAGCGCUGGGAGAAACGGCGAACUGGGCGGACACUGACGCUUAAACAUUUAAUCAACAAUCUUUAGACAAAUAUAAAAGAUUUGCCCUUUGGA
This is a messenger RNA of Pieris napi, 2092 nucleotides long. Its product is annotated as E3 ubiquitin-protein ligase MARCHF2-like. The record is from RefSeq and is a predicted model, not a curated record. The transcript has 7 exons. Bases 190 to 1443 code for a protein of 417 amino acids. Gene Ontology annotation, biological process: protein ubiquitination. NCBI's taxonomy places the organism in Eukaryota, Metazoa, Arthropoda, Insecta, Lepidoptera, Pieridae. Gene Ontology annotation, molecular function: ubiquitin-protein transferase activity; zinc ion binding.